Messenger RNA from Penicillium mononematosum, 816 nucleotides. Its product is annotated as SGNH/GDSL hydrolase family protein. The record is from RefSeq and is a predicted model, not a curated record. NCBI's taxonomy places the organism in Eukaryota, Fungi, Ascomycota, Eurotiomycetes, Eurotiales, Aspergillaceae. The transcript has 3 exons. Bases 1 to 816 code for a protein of 271 amino acids. Gene Ontology annotation, molecular function: phosphatidylcholine lysophospholipase A1 activity.
AUGAGACAGUCGACGCCCAUUCUCUGGGUUGUCCAGGCUUGUCUAAUAUGGCUGACAUUGGUUUUGGCAUCACCUACUGCCAUUUCUCAUGAUAAUCUGCUGUCUUCAGACGAUGUCUCUGCGCUUCAGUCGCGUGACACAAAGCCGUUUCCGCUUCGGGUUCUACCGCUCGGUGCCUCAAUUACCAUGGGGUACAAAUCAGCAGAUGGGAAUGGAUAUCGGAAAUGGCUUCGACAGCAAUUGCGCUAUGCUGGCUGGGAUGUUGACAUGGUUGGCACCACGAAAAGUGGUACCAUGCAUGAUAAUGACCACGAUGGACACAUCGGCUGGAGAAUUGAUCAAAUAGCCUCUCAUGCCAAGGAGAUCAUUCCACAACAACCUAACGUAAUCCUUAUCAACGCUGGUACAAAUGAUGCUCUACAAAAAUACAAAGUAGCCACUGCUGGCAAGCGGAUGGACUCCCUCCUAACAUACCUCUUCGACAACAUCCCCAACACAACCAUCAUCCUAUCAACCCUCACAUUCAACGGAGAGGAGCCUCUGCUGAGCACAGAGAUCAACAAGCAAUACCUAGAACUCGCAGCGAAACGUCGAGCACAAGGUGAAAGCCUCGUCGUAGCUGAUAUGAGCAGCUUCAUCCAGUGGAAGCAACUCGUGGAUAAGGUCCACCCGACAGCCGCUGGCUAUGAGAAAAUGGCAUCGGUGUGGUGGGCGGCCAUUCAACAAGCGGAGAAAGAAGGCUUUCUCAAAGCGCCAAAGACCACUUCCACCAAUAAUGCCACUAUCAGCAAGGCCCGUGAAAAGGACCUGAGAUGA